AUGUCUUCGAUGAACAGGCUUCUUGGAGUGGCAUACGUGUUAUUUGCGCUGGACUGGGAAGCGGUGUACGGGCAGCUCUCCUACUCCAUAUCAGAGGAGGUGAAUCCGGGGACUUCUGUUGGAAAUAUAGCCAAGGAUCUAAACCUCAAUGUCGACGAUCUGGAGUCUCGUAUGUUUCAGAUUGUGACCGGAUCAAAAAGAAAAAAUUUCGAGGUAAACCUUAAGACUGGUGUUCUUUAUGUGAGUGAGAGAAUAGACCGAGAGGAGCUCUGCGCGAAGGCAACGAAAUGCACAGUGAGCGUAGAGGCUGUGAUAAAUAUCCCUUUGAAGCUGUAUCGUUUAGAAAUACAUAUCCUGGAUGUCAAUGACAAUUAUCCGUCUUUCAGUGCCAAAUCGCAAAGUAUCGAAAUAGCAGAGAACACACUACCUGGGACUACAUUUCUUGUGCUGUCGGCUUAUGAUGCCGAUGUCGGAAAAAACGGUAUCAAUACUUACAAGCUAAAUCAAAAUGAACAUUUUUCGUUAUCUGUAAACAAAGGAGAUAGCGUUUCUGCUGAGAUAGUGCUCCAAAAACCUUUGGACCGAGAAAAACGGACUGUAAUUAAUCUCACAUUGACUGCAGUAGACGGAGGGACAUCUCCAAAAUCCGGAACAUCACAGAUAAUAAUAAAUGUCUUAGACGUUAAUGAUAACGUCCCAAUAUUUACCAAAACAUUACAUAAAACAAGUAUUACUGAAAAUAUACCGCGGGGUGCAUCAGUCAUUACUCUAAGGGCAACAGACGCGGAUGAAGGCCCAAACGGGGAGAUUUCAUAUUCACUGAGCAGCAAAGAUCAAGACCAUAUUUUAGACAUAUUUCAAAUUGAUGAGCACACCGGCAUAUUGACAGUGAAGGGAAAGAUUGACUUUGAAGAGCACCCGGCUUUUGAAAUCCGUGUGCAAGCUAGUGACAAAGGCUCUCCUCCAAUGGCAGCACAGUGCAAAGUACUAAUAGAGGUGUUGGAUUUAAAUGACAACACUCCUCAAAUAACUAUUACAUCAUUAAUAAAUAGAGUGAAAGAAGAUGCCAAAAUAGGGACUGCUGUUGCACUUGUGUCUGUCCUGGACAGAGAUGGAGGUGAAAAUGCAGUAGUUAAUUGUGCUAUUCAAAAUGGCAGCCCCUUUAAAUUGGAAACGAAUUAUAAAAACUAUUACUCUUUGGUGGUAGACGGUGAGCUCGACAGGGAGAUCGCUUCACAUUAUAAUGUCACCAUCACAGCUACAGACGACGGAAUCCCUGCUCUCACGAGCACCAGUAAGCUUACGGUUUAUAUUUCCGACGUCAAUGACAACUCGCCCCGUUUUUCAGACACGUUGGUCAAUGUUUAUUUAAAAGAGAAUAGUCCGGUUGGAGAAGUUCUAAAACGAGUAUCUGCAGUUGAUGCUGACAUCGAUCAAAACAGUCAGGUGAGCUUUUCGAUUAUCGAAAGUAACAGUAACUCAUUGCCUCUCUCAACAAUGGUGAACAUAAACUCAGAGACAGGAGACAUCGUCAGUCUGCAGUCGUUUAACUACGAGGAGCUAAACACCUUUCAGUUCAAAGUCCAGGCCACAGACUCUGGUGUUCCUCCGCUCAGCAGCAACGUGACUGUGAACGUGUUAGUCCUGGAUGAGAACGACAACAGUCCCACGAUCCUCGCGCCCUAUUCUGAGCACGGCUCCGUUAACAGUGAGAGCAUCCCCUAUUCUGCUGAAGCGGGAUACUUUGUGGCAAAGAUCAGGGCUGUAGACGCAGACUCUGGAUACAACGCGCUGCUUUCUUACCACCUGUCUGAGCCCAAAGGAAACAACCUCUUCCGGAUCGGAACCAGCACCGGAGAGAUCAGGACUAAGAGGAGAAUGAGUGACAACGACCUGAAAGCUCACCCCUUGGUGGUGAUGGUUUCUGAUAACGGAGAACCCUCCCUGUCCGCUACUGUGACUAUUGACGUGGUGGUGGUUGAAAGCACAGCUGACAUCCAGACUCAGUUCAGACAUGUGCCCAUAAAGGAGGACAGCUUCUCUGACUUGAACCUGUACCUGCUGAUCGGCAUCGUGUCGGUGUCGGUGAUCUUUCUGCUGAGCCUCAUCAGUUUAAUAGCUGUCAAAUGCCACAGGACCGACGGCAGCUUCAGCAGGUACAGCGCCCCCAUGAUCACCACCCACCCUGACGGGAGCUGGUCUUACUCCAAGUCGACUCAGCAGUAUGACGUGUGCUUCAGCUCAGACACGCUGAAGAGUGACGUGGUGGUUUUCCCACCACAGUUUCCUCCUGUGGAUGGUGAACUGAUCAGUAUUAAUGGAGGAGAUAUUUAUACAACACAGACUUUACCCAACAAAGACAAGCAGCCGGUCGUUGCAGCAGCUCCAGGUGUGGAUACAGUAGACAGCCACCUAGCAGCUCUCUUUCCGUCCCGGCAGCGCAGCGGCGUGCCAUUGUCUGCUGCAGGUACAGUCAGGAGCAACUGUGCACCUGCACCCCGCUAUCAAGCGCAGCAGCACUUGCGCAUGGACAUCAAAAGGCAUGAGGAGAAAAAGCUGGCUAGUUCACCCCUACGACACUAG
Pseudoliparis swirei is the source of this 2583-nucleotide messenger RNA. RefSeq names its product protocadherin alpha-6-like. Gene Ontology annotation, biological process: homophilic cell-cell adhesion. The transcript is spliced from 3 exons. Gene Ontology annotation, cellular component: plasma membrane. NCBI's taxonomy places the organism in Eukaryota, Metazoa, Chordata, Actinopteri, Perciformes, Liparidae. The record is from RefSeq and is a predicted model, not a curated record. The coding region runs from base 1 to 2583 and encodes 860 amino acids. Gene Ontology annotation, molecular function: calcium ion binding.